This is a messenger RNA of Penaeus chinensis, 1777 nucleotides long. Its product is annotated as cell wall protein DAN4-like. Lineage: Eukaryota; Metazoa; Arthropoda; Malacostraca; Decapoda; Penaeidae. The record is from RefSeq and is a predicted model, not a curated record. The transcript has 4 exons. The coding region runs from base 150 to 1577 and encodes 475 amino acids.
GAGGCACGAACAGGUUAGAGGGCGCACACGUGGCCUCGGCAGACCGCAGGGAAGGUGCACGCAAAUCUUUUCUGAACAGGUUGUGGAUCUAUUUAUUUAUUAGUUUUCAAGGGAAAGAGGAAAAUAGUGCGUGUCUUGGUCCAUUCGAAAUGGGGAUGUUUCCUCUUAGAGAGUUCCUGUUGGUAGCUUGUUGCUCGUCCUUGGUGGUCGCCCAGCUUGACGGAGCAACGACGAUAGGCAGUGGGAAUUCUACCUCAGCCGCUUCAGCUUCUCCUACUUCCACAGCCUCCGAGGAACCUCCCUCAGAAACAGCAACUACGCCUUCCUCUCCUGUCACAUCUACCUCGACGUCUACGUCUUUACUAACAUCUACACCUCCUGCGGCGACUGCAGCCACUGCUUCAGGAGGGACGUCCACGGACACCGAGGCCGAGGAAACCGAUGGCGGUGUGACGGCCGGAGACGCUGUUGAAGAGGAGUCCGAAACCCACCACGACAGCGACGCAUCCCCCUCGUCGCACGCAAGCGCGACAGAGACUUCGAGAGCCGAACCCUCCACGACGUCACCUGCUGCAGAGACUACGGCUCAUGAAACAACGAGAGACGUGACUUCAGCCACACUCCCGCCAGUUGGCCCUGAAUUCGAUACCGCCAACCAGAGUCAGUCCACUGCCCCGCCGAGUCGCACAGAUAUUGAUAUUGACAAUGAAGGGAUUGUCAUGACAUCUGAAAGUACCCACAACCAUCCAGAAAGCAGUGUCACUACAGAACUAAACACUGAAGACGCCACUACUCCUUCCCCAGAGACUUCCGCUGAGAGCACUACAACGACACUGCCGAUCGUGACCCCAGGGGAGACAACGCCCACGCAGAGACUCCCUGAAGAGGCACACACAACUUCCUCCAGCGCUGCGGACGAACACACGCCUGCCGCGGAACUUACGUCUCCUGAAGAGCCAAGUAGAGCCCCUACUGAGGCUGAGGAACACCAGGACCACACACUCGCUCCUUCUGAAGCCUCGAGCGAGCGUACAACGGCAGAAGAAACCACAGAGGAAGCACCAAGCGAACCUGUCAGCCACCAGGAUGUCUCUCCCUCCACAGGGCCUUCGGAAGUCACCACGAGCGAAACAACUGCUCACGACGACCCGACGAUAGCCCCGUUACCCACGACCCCCAGCGAGACUACGGACGACUCGGUGGUGCAGCCUGCGAGUACUUGCUUCGGCAACGAGGAAGUGAGCACGUGGCUGGUGGUGGCCGUGGGCGUGGGCGUGAACGUGCUGUGCGUGGUGGUGACGGCCCUGUGUGUGCAUCGCAUCGUCUCGCGGAAGCUGUCGUGGGAUCCGCCGCCCAUCUACUACAACCGCUCGAAACGUCCGGCGCCGCGUCCGGAAGCUCGGGCGGGACUUAACCUCGCGUCCGACACCGAUUGCAAAGCCAGCGAAGGAGGUAACCCGACGCAUAUCCCCAUCCUGAUUACGAACGAAGAUGGCUGGUGCGUUCCUUACAGCGAGCAGGAUCAGAAGAAGAAGAAGAAAGAGGCCGCUGCCUCCACCGAAGAUACAGGAGUGUGAGGAUUGGGAGGCGGCCAUGGCGUGGGGUGGUGCAUCCGAUGAGAAACCGCUUUCAGGUUACAAUGUAGAAAUUCGAUCUCUUCGUUUUUAUUGCUCUUCUACUAUUUCAGCCUCCUCGUCUUCUUUCCUUCGCCCUUCUUAUUGUAUUCAUUGAUUAUUUUCCUUCUAUUCUCUCUCUCUCUCUCUCUCUCUCUCUCUCU